Myripristis murdjan (pinecone soldierfish) is the source of this 3103-nucleotide messenger RNA. It is a transcript of the gene abracl, whose product is annotated as ABRA C-terminal like. The record is from RefSeq and is a predicted model, not a curated record. The transcript is spliced from 3 exons. Lineage: Eukaryota; Metazoa; Chordata; Actinopteri; Holocentriformes; Holocentridae. Bases 99 to 344 code for a protein of 81 amino acids. Gene Ontology annotation, biological process: regulation of actin filament-based process.
GUAAAUCGGACUUUACAAUCAGGACCUGAACGCCUCAACACUCUCCACCGGUGCCGCUAUUUAAACUCGUCCAUCAUCUGUAGCUGCUGUCUGUGCCAAUGGAUGUCCAACAUGAAAUAACUUUGCUGGUGCAGGAGAUUCAGCGUCUUGGCAGUAAAAAUGCUGAGGGAAAAACCAGCGUGAAGUUUGGAGUGUUGUUCAGUGACGACCGAUGUGCCAACAUCUUCGAGGCGCUGGUGGGCACCCUGAGGGCAGCCAAGAGGAAGAAGGUGGUGACCUUCCAGGGCGAGUUGCUCCUGCAGGGUGUUCAUGAUGAUGUGGAUGUCAUCCUGCUCCAAGAGUGAAGCCAUGUCUCAGACCACACUGUGUCUCGCAAAUCUGGGUGCUGUGAAUCCCUUUCAAAUAUCUUUGAGUGACUGACUGAGCUUCAAUAGUGCAACAGAGAGUCAGUGAGCCUAAUUCAUCAGUAUUUUCUCCUCAGCAAAAUGCUGAUGUUUUAGGAACACUGAGCACAGUGCCAACUUAAGUUUGUUGAUUGCUUGAAUUUGAAAUAAUGUUUGUCAAAUUUCAUUUUUAUUUAUCUUCCUUAAUGUGCAAUAUGUGGCUCAGUGUUUGCACUGAAAUGCAUUGGCCAAACAGAAUUGACUUAACAAUAGACUUAUGUACCCAGUUUCCAUGCCUGCUCAUAUAUUCAGUUUUACUGUUUCAGGCAAGCUCAGUCAAUCACAAAAAUGUAUUUGAGAGUAGCUUGGAUGCUCUUUUCAAACCGGAUCUGCCUCUAGGCCCCUAUUCUCAGAUGCCACAUGCACAAAUAGGGUCACUGCGGAGGGACUAAUGUGAUUUGGUGGUUAUUACCACACUGCCUACACAUGUCUGUCCUGGUGAUGUCCACAGUACUGCAUAAGGGGAGUAGGGCUUUAGGGGGACAACCACAUUCAUAUUUUCACAUGAUGAGGAAAAGUGGUGUUUCUCCUUUUCUCAGGCGCUGCUGUUCCAUCAACCACGGGUCUAACAUGCCACGCAGACAUUUUGAUACACUUGUAAGACUAAACACACUGGUCAGGAAUAUACCAUUUUGUACAACAUAUUCAAUAGGAUAUUGUAUGAUUUUUGUGUAUUUUUUGAUGAAAUUAUCAGAACCAAAUGCAUUCCUCAUACACCCCUUUAUUGUUAAACGGUUUGGUUGGACAGUGGACACACAGCACAAGAUAUUAACUAGAAGAGAUCUGAAAAUCUGAAGUCGUAAUAUUAUUCAGCCAGUUUUCCUGCAGAAAUCUGGUGUUGAAAAUUUGUCUGAAAUGGAAACUUGUUCUUAGGAGCUGCACUAGGCAACUUUGUCCUUUGGCAACAGAAAAUAACUAUUGACUUUUUUUUUUUUUUUUUUAAGUUUGAAGGACUUCUUUACCCAUAAAUGAUGUAACAUGACUUAACAAUCUGCACGCUCUGCAACCUCAACAUCUUCAUGUGUGGAGGAGGGGAAGAAGUUCAGCCAUGCUUAGUGAGUUUAGGUUUCCCUGGAUAAAGUGCUCACUCAGCUCUAUUCAGGAGACAGUUUUGGAUUUUAUUGUUAAGUUCUGACUCAUCACUUUUCUGUGCACAGAGGAGAUUUCCCGCUAGUGACCGUGCCAACAUCAGAUUUUCAUUUGGGGAAAUCUGGGAAAUAUAAAAAAUGAGUGAGAUGGGACACUCUUCUCUGUUGCAGCACCACUUUUUGAUUUAGACUUAUGAGAUAAGUGCAUUUCUCCAUCAAAAUCUUGCCUAUUGCAGCUUUAAGAACAUGGCUGGCAGUGUGUGUGUCCACUUUUAGCGUCACCAAAUGGCAAUUCCAUUUAUUGUUUACAUGGGUCAUUAUUACUACCUCUUGUGGACUUUGUAAUUUGACGUUCUCAGACCAACUCCUUUUCAAAUCCAAGAAUGAUUCCGUAAUAGAAACUGCUAAGAUUUACUAGUUUGUUUGAAGAGGAACUUUUGCACAUUUUGUAUCCAUGCCAAUGUCCCAGAGUACCUUGUAUCCAGCUUUUUAUAUGUGGAUAGCAAUGUGUUUUCUCUGCCAAUCACACUCCAAAAUUUGCCUUUUUAAUGACCAAGGAAGCAGAGCGGGAUUUCUUGUGCAAUUCUUACUAAUUGCAGGGUGAUUGGUGUCAAAUGGAAAAGUUGUUGUGAUCAUGUUUCUCAGGACUUAACACAACCAAAAUAUAUUUAAUUGAUCUGUGACUUAAAUUAGACGUCUUACUUUGGACACAAGAAGUGUAUUUGUAGCUUUAUUAGUCAUUUUUCCAUUCCUUGUUCUGUACCAUAGGCCUUAGUUUUGAAAGGCAUUCGUACAUGCUCCAUUUUUUUUUUUUAAUCAAAUCAGCUAAAUCUUUUAGCUCUAAGUGCUUGUUUGUUUCAUAAAAAAUAGAAAAGCUUGAACUCUCUAAACUGUAUAAAAAGAUCAUCCAUUUGUUGUGUUAUGACACUCUGGGUGUUCUCUAAACAGUAAUGUAAGUAGCAUGGAUGGCUCAAAUGAGUUGAAAUCAUAAAAAAUAUAUAUCAAAGUAUGUUUUUUAAAACAGAAUUCAUAUCUACAUGUAAUCUUAAUCUGAUUCUGGUUGAGUUAUGGUUGAGACUGACAUGACAUGACAUAAAAGAUCAGUCAUGUGAAAUGCAGCCAUCUGAGUGGAACUAAUAGAAAGAGCAAUAGUCUGCUUUUGAGAUGGGAGUCACUGUUAAACUUAGUAGGGCAGAGAAUAAUCAGAAAUGUGGAAAUAAUGUAUUAAAGAAGAGUAGGGAAGAAAAAUGCUGCUUGCAAUAAUGUCAGUCUAGGAAUUGAAGCUUUUUUCUAUUGUAGUCACUAUAAAUCACAUUUCAGAUAAAUGCAAAUUGCAGGUAAAAAAUUUGGCAAGAGAACAAAAUUGCACACCCAAACAAAAUGAUCAUGUACAAUUUGAGCCAUGCACCUUUGUCCCCGCUUUCCUGUGAUUUGGAUGCCUGCGUGAUGUGUGAUUGAGGUCGAUCAAAGUGCAUCAUUACUGUCUUUUGUAUUCACAAGAACACAUUCCUAAGAGAAAAACGGUUUCUAUUUCUGUGGAACACUGCGAGGAAUAAAACCUUUAAACCUGCA